GACUCCGGGUUCUUCACGGCGGAGAGAGGAGACAAAGAUGGCGGCUCAGUGAGGCGCGGAGCGGGACGCCGGGCCAGGGACUAUAGCAUCACACACCGGGGCACCAGGGACCGCAGGACCGCGUCUACCCACCACACACCCCGACGCCGUGCUCCGCAGACCACGCCUGAUCGGACCUUCAACGGCUGAGAACCCGCAAACAAAGAUUAUCCCAGCCAAUUUGUUACCAUGAGAGGGAGAAGGGGCAGGCCGCCCAAAGCCCCGCCGGCCCAGGAGCAGCGGAGCCUGGCCCCGGUGCACGGCCUCAGACCCCGCAGGAACCUGAAGCCCCGGGCCCGGGACAGCGGGGACGAGGACACCGAGAGCCCCAAGAGGGAGAGGUCCAAGUCGACCCGGGGGAGGAAGCGGGGAGGCGCGGGGGGGGGGACAACACGGGGCCGGGGCCGAGGCAGGGGGGCAGGCCGCGGCAGAGGGAGAUGUUCGGCCGCCUCAAGGACCCUAGUGUACGACGACCACGAGAGUGAGGACGACGAGGACGACGCGGUCAGUCUCCGGUCAGAAGAGGAGGAGGUUGUCGAGGAGGACCCCGUGUCCGAGGAAGAGGCGGAGGAGGAGGAGGCCCUGAAGGAGGAGGUGGAGGGCUUGGAAGAUGUGCUGCUGGAGGAGGAUGAGGCUGUUGAUGGGGAUGACGGUGCCAGCCACUGCACGGAGAGCAGCGGCCACACCAGCACCCCGGGGAGGAGGAGACCCCGGGUCUCCCGGGCCCGCACCCCCCUCCUGGAGCAGAAGGAGGUGCCCCCCCUGGUGCUCCCGGAGAGCUCGGAUGACCUCCUGAUCCCCCGGAGGGAGCUCCUCAGCGUGGCCUCCGUCUACGAGGUGCUCCGCAGCUUCAGCGGUGUGCUGCGCCUCUCGCCGUUCCGCUUCGAGGACUUCUGCGCGGCGCUGGUCGGCGGGGAGCAGUGCACGCUGGUGGCCGAGACGCACAUCGCCCUCCUCAAGGCCAUCCUGCGCGAGGAGGACUCCUCCAACACCUCUUUCGGCCCCGCCGACCUCAAGGACUCGGUUAACUCCACGCUGUACUUCGUGGACGGCAUGACCUGGCCCGAGGCUGUGCGGGCGUACUGCGAGAGUGACGGCGAGUACCGCCACGUCCUGCCCUGGCAGGAAGGGGAGGAGUUUCCCUACGGGCCGCUGCAGAGCAAGGUGAAGGUGCUGCAGUUCCUCACGGACCAGUUCCUCACCACCAACAUGGCGAGGGAGGAGCUGAUGUCGGAGGGGGUGGUGAUCUCCGACGACCACUGCCGCGUGUGCCACCGGCUGGGCGACCUGCUGUGCUGCGAGACCUGCUCGGCCGUCUACCACCUGGAAUGCGUAAAGCUGGCCGCCGUGCCGGAGGACGAGUGGCAGUGCGAGAUCUGCGCGGCGCACCGCGUGGCCGGCGUCACGGACUGCGUGUCCGAGAUGCAGCGCAGCCGGCCAUACAUCCGGGCCGAGCCGGUGGGAUACGACCGGCACGAGAGGAAGUACUGGUUCCUGAACCGCCGGAUCAUAGUUGAGGAGGAGGGGGAGAAGGAGCAGAAGGAGGUGUGGUACUACAGCACCAGGCAGCAGCUUGAGGAGCUGAUGGAGGUGCUGGACGGGCAGUACUGGGAGGCGGACCUGUGCGCCGCCCUGGAGGAGGUGAAGGAGGAGGCGCACACGCACAUGGACGUCACCGACGAGCUCACUGGCAAGGCCCGGGGAAACAACAAGGCCUACCUCACCGCCGCCAACGAGAUUAUCACGGCGCGCCUGAAGCUGAAGCGAGAGGAGCAGGAGGCCAGGAAGAGAGCUGAGGAAGCAGAGAAGGCCAAACGAGAGUUGGAAUGCGCCCCAGAUAGAGCAGAAGGCUCCUCGCAGGCUGAGGAGCCGGGAGGAGAGGAGGUCUCGGGGUUGGAAGAUGUCUGUCCUACAGCGCCUCCUGCUGGAGAAGAGGACAGUAGCGACCCGACCCUUAACCCUGUCACGGACCCCUCAGACCCCUCGGACUCAGCCCAUGUUGACCCUGCCUCCAGUCAGGAGAACCUCGCCCCCUCUGGAGAGACCUCACAGGAAGAGACUGAUACGAGCGGGAAGGAGGAGGGCAGCGGGAAGGAGAAGAAGGUGGAGGGGCCCCUGCCCACUGAGGAGCAGACCAACGGGGCCCUCAGGGUGCCGGAGGGGCCUGACCUGACAGACCGAUCCUCCCAGUGGUCCUUCACCAGCAAGGACGGAUCAGAGGACGGAGUGAAGCUCUGUGGGGGAAGAGCAGCGUCCGGAGGACCCGGGUCUGUCGACCAAUCGCUGACCAGCAAUAAUGGGCCGUCCCUCCCCCUGUCCCUCCCACCGCCCCCGCCCUGCUCUGACUCCUCCCUGGCAAAGGAGCAGGCGGAGCUUCGGGCAAACGCGGCAAACCUGUUCCGCCUGGGCCAGGAGGGGAAGUACCGCGUGUACCACAACCAGUUCAGCACCAACGUGCUGGCGCUGAACAAGCACCAGCACCGUGAGGACCACGACAAGCGCCGCCACCUCAGCCACAAGUUCAGCCUCACCGCCGCCGCAGACUUCCGCUGGAACGGCUCCAUCCACGGCUCCCGCGUGUUGACGGUGUCCACGCUGCGGCUCACCAUCAUCCAGCUGGAGGGCAGUGUGCCCGGGCCCUUCAUGCACCCCAACUGGGCCGCGCACAGGUCCAACUGGAAUAAGGCGGUCCAGAUGUGCAGUAAGGCCCGUGAGUUCGCUCUGGCCCUCGCCAUCCUGGAGUGCGCCAUCAAGCCCGUGGUCAUGCUGCCCGUGUGGAAGGAGUCCCUUGGACACACCCGGCUGCACCGCAUGACGUCAAUGGAGCGUGAGGAGAAGGAGAAGAUGAAGAAGAGGGAGAAGAAGCUUGAGGACGAGGAGACGCUGCAGCAGGCCACCUGGGUCAAGUACACCUUCCCCGUCAAGCACCAGGUGUGGAAGCAGAAGGGGGAGGAGUACCGCGUGACGGGGUACGGGGGGUGGAGCUGGGUCAGCAAGACCCACGUCCCCCGCUUCCUGCCCCGGCUGCCCGGCAAUACCAACCCCAACUACCGCAAGGAGCUGGAGGCUAAAGCCAGACUAGAAGGAACAACGUCAGGCAGCAACAAGCAGGAAGACAAACCCACAACCCAGAGCAGCGGGGAGGACAAGAAGCCCCCACCCCGGGCCCACACUGCCGGGGAGAAGGAGGAACAGCAGCAGGAGGAGAAAAAAACCGAGGAGGAGACAGAAACUAAGAUGGAGGUCGUGUCCUCCAGUGGCACAAAAGAGGAGCAGCAGGGAGCCUCCUCGCCCCCCACCGCCGCGGCCGGGCAGCCGGUGAAGGAGGAGGUCAUUGAAACGGCCAUGGAGGGCCCCGUGGAGACGGCCACGAGCCCCAAGGAGGGCACAGUGGAGAGGACCGUCGAGGGCCCAACAGAGGGGGCUGUAGAGGGGGCCAUGGAGGGCCCAAUGCAGGGCCCCAUUGAGGGGGCUAUGGGAGGGUGCCCGACGGAGGUUCCAACGGAGGCUGCCACGGAGGGCCCCAGUCCCGUGGAGGGCCCCACAGAGGGGGCCAAGGAGGUCCCUGUGGACGAUGCCGGGCAGGGCCCCAAGCCCUUCUACCACGACGUGGUGAACGUCAGCGAGGGCUUCCAGCUGCGCACGGCCUACAAGAAGAAGGUGCGCCCGUCGCGUCUGGACGUGCUGCUGGAGCGCCGGGUCAAGCAGUUCACCCUGGAGGAGAAGCAGCGGCUGGAGCGCAUCAAGCAGGCCGCGCUGCUCGGCCGCUUCAGCAAGGCAAAGGCCGACGCCCCCGAGGGCCCGCCACCCGCGGCAACCCCCGCCCCCACCUCCACCCCCGCCACGGCGGAGGAUGCAAGCCCCCCGGGGAGGGAGGGGAGGGACAGCGCGGUGGUGAAGCGGCUGGAGUUCAACCAGGAGCAGACGGAGAGCCGGACGCGGACGUCAGGAGAGACGGACAACCUGGACGUGAGGUUAGGCUCCGCCCCGCCGGCCCCGCUGGCCCCGCCCAACAUGGAGCUGAACGGAGGGGUGCGGCCGGACGACGAGUCGGCCAAGCGCCCCCCUGCGGACGAGGAGGGGGAGGGGCCGCGGGUGGGCGAGAAUGGCAGGAAGCGUCUGCUGGGGGAGGAGUCAGAGGACUGGGGGUCAGGGGUCAAUGGGACGGCGGCCGACCCCCAGCCUAGCGCCAACGGGGGCGUCCGGCCGCAUGUCAACGGGACCGGAGCCCAGGACGGCAGCGUCCCUCCGCCCGCCAAGCUCCCCCGCCUGGAGAACCACCUGGGCAGGGGCGACGGUGUCGUCAUGGCGACCAGCAACAACCUGGGCGCCGCGCCCCCCGCCACCGUGGAGACUCCCCUGAAGACCGUCAGCCAGGUCACCACAAUCACCUCCGCCAUCACCACGGUGUCCACCACCUCCCACACCGUGGUCUCCGGGAACGGCGCGCCCGCCUCGGUCACCGUGGCGCGCUCGACGGCGCAGUGCAGCACCGUCACCGCCGUCUCCUCCGUCACCACGACGACGAGCACGGGCCGGAGCCACCACCGGACGGUGUCGACGCGGGUCAGCGGCUCCAUGACGCUCAGCAAGGAGUACUCGACCCGCGACCGCGUCAGCCUGUUGCGCUUCUCCCGCUGCCGCAAGGCACGCUCGGGCACGGCGCUGCCCUCCUACCGCAAGUUCGUCACCAAGAGCAGCAAGAAAAGCAUCUUCGUUCUGCCCAACGACCAGCUGCAGCGGCUGGCCCGCCGGGCAGGGCUCAGGGAGGUCCCCAUCUUCAGCUACACCGCUAAGCCCGCCCCCGACAUCUGGCCCUACCCCUCGCCCCGGCCCACCUUCGCCAUCACCUGGAGGUACCGUCUCCAGACGGUACGCUCGCUGGCCGGGGUCAGCCUCAUGCUCCGCCUGCUAUGGGCCUCUCUCCGCUGGGAUGACAUGGGGGUCAAGCCCCUCUCUGCCAUGGGGACCACCAGGAAAGAGACCACGGAGACGGACAUCAUCACAACGGAGAUCAUCAAGCGGCGGGACGUGGGGCCGUACGGGAUCCGCUCCGAGUACUGCAUCCGCAAGAUCAUCUGCCCGCUCAGCAUCAGGGACACGCCCAGCAAAGCAGAGACCCCCACCCCUCAGAGGAAGGGUCUGCGCUCCAGCGCUCUCAGACCCAGGAAGCCUGAACCCGCCAAGCAGACCGGCCCCGUCGCCGUGGAGACGUGGGUGACGGAGGAGGAGCUGGAGCUGUGGGAGAUCAGAGCCUUCGCUGAGCGGGUGGAGAAGGAGAAGUCCCAGGGCGUAGACCCCUCUAAGAUGGGGGGCAGUCUGAAGACGGCCGAGGAUGUGAAGGCUCACCUGGAGGCUCAGCUCAAACAGGCGCGGCUCGCUGCCCAGCAGAAACGUCUGGAGCAGCAGAAGGCCGGCCUCACCACCUCCAUCUCCUCCAUCACGGCCACCCCCCCCACCGCCUCCAUGGCCACCUCGCCCUCCUCCUCCUCCUCGUCCUCCUCCUCGUCCUCCUCAGCCCUGCGGGGGGCCGGGCUGACCCCCGGGGCCAAGCUGAUGCUGGCCUCAAAGCUCAGCUCCCCCGUGCCCUUCCAGAAGGACAAGGACCUCCACCAGUCCUUCGCCUCCUGGGUCAAGCAGGGGCAGGCCAGCCAGGCCGCCUCAGCCGGUAGAAGGGGAGUCUCGUCGGCCAGGGGCCCCGUCGCCCCCAGGGCUGGGCCGCUCCUCGCUGCUAAACCGCCGCUGGCCGCUAGCAGCGAGGACGAGGCGCCUGGCGUCCCCGCCGCGCCCGGAGCAGGGGGCGCUCAGGACGCGGUGGGGAUCUUCCCCUCCGGACCCCCGGCCAACCUGCGCACCUACAGCACUCUGCACCCCACCACGGGGAACCUCAACCUGAGGGCCUCCACACCGAAGAUCGUGGCGUCGUACCGCUCUCCGGUCCAGGCAGCCUUGCCCGGCGUCUCCGUGUCCGGAGGUCCAGUAGUGACCCAGCAAGGUUCCCCCGGGUCGAAUGCCGGCCCCGUGCAGACCGGCCUGAUCCAGAGAACGGCCCAGGCCCCGCCCCCCUCGGCCCCGCCCCCCAGCCCCCAGCCCGGCCGGCCCCAGCAGGGCCAGGUGAAGCUCACCAUGGCCCAGCUGCUGCAGCUCACCCAGGGGGCGCAGGCGGGGAACCCGGGCCUGACGGUGGUGAUCCAGGGCCAGGGUCAGACCCAGGGCCAGCUGCAGAUCCUCCCCCAGGGGGUCACCGUUAUCCCCGCCCCCGGCCAGCAGCUGAUGCAGGCCGCCAUGCCCAACGGGGAUGUCCAGCGCUUCCUCUUCACCCCCAUGGCCACCGGCGCCACGGCCCUGCCCCCCACCGAGACCUCGGCUCCUCCCCCCGCAGCCCCGAUCCCCUCAGCCCCACCAGCACCUGUCCGGGCCCCCUGCCCCGCCCUGACUCCCAACACAACCCAUGUCCCCUCCCCAACACAGGCGAUAGCCCCGCCCCUGGUGGCCCCUCACCCGGCCCAGGGCGGGGCCCCCACCGUACCCCAGACGCGGGUGCUCACCAGACCCCCGCCCCCCCCCAUGGAGUCCCCCCCGCCCAUCUACGCACAAACCCCGACCCCGGUCCCUGGACCCGGUUCAGCACAAGCUACGGCCCCGCCCCCCCCACGGCAGGUCUUCACCGCGGUCCCGCCCCCUGCUGUGUCCUACGCCACCCCCCUGACCCCUGCCCUCACUCAGGCGCCGGCGCCCCUGCAAACGCCCGUCGGAGCCCCCGCUGUCACGACGUUCCACACCUCCCCCCUGGCGGUCCCGGCCACUUUCCCAUCGGCGGUCCCGUUCCCUGUCCGGACGCAGCCCGGCCUCACGGCGCCCCUCGCUGUCCCCUCCCCUGCUCCGGCCGCACUGCAUGCCCACGCGGCCAAGCCCCUUUACGUUCCCGUGGCGGCGGCGGUUGUCACGCCAGUCACGGCCACGGCGACCACGCCCUCAGUGCCAGCGCUGGCGGAGCUCCGGAUGGCCCAGCCCUCCCGAGACGCGGGGGUCUGGACCCCAGCCCCUCCCCAGGCCCAGCCGGCCGCCUUCCCCACGCAGCCUCCCCCGCUGGCCCCUCUGUCCAGCCUCGGCAGCCUCCCUGCCCCUUCGUCAGCCAUCAACCACCCGGCCGCCUUCGCUUCCUCCCCCGUCAGCCCCCCGGCCCCGGCCCCGGCCCCGGUCCAGUCCCACCCGCUGGUCCAGCACGCCGCCCCCACACAGCUGCUCCUUCCCCAGAGUACGGUCUCCCCCAUGCACGCCCCCCCUCAGACUCUCCUGUCCUCGUCUGUGGUCUCCCAGGCCGCUGUGAGGCCGCCGCCCCCCCAGACUCAGGCCCAGCUCCGGCCUCCGAUUCAGGUCACACAAGCCCCGCCUCUGGCCCACAUGCAGACCAUCAGAGUCCAGAUCCAGCCCCAGUCCCAGGUGGCCACGCCCGCCCAGCAGACCUCUCCACUCCCAGCUCAGGCCCCCUCCCAGACCCAGCCUCAGGUAGUGUUCCAGAACCACCAGAACCUCUCGGCGGCCCCCCUCCAGCCCCGGCUGCAGCCCCAGUAUCACCCCCAGAUCCAGGUCCAGUUCCAGUCCCAGAACGCCGCCCCGCAAGGCAAGACCCACGCCAUCAUUCAGCACCAGCAGCAGAUCCACAUCCAGACGCAACAGCCCCUCCAGACGCAACCCCUCCAGACGCAACCCCUCCAAACACAAGCCCCCCAGCUUCAGCCCCACCUCCAGCCCCAGCAGCAGAUCCAGAUCCAGGCCCAGAUCCAGACACAACCCCUCCAGCAGCUCCAGCCACAAGCCCACCUCCAGCCCCAGCAACAGAUCCAGGUUCAGACUCACAUCCAGCCCCAGCAGCAUACGCUCCAAACACAACUCCAGCCCAAACAACAGAUCCAAGCCCACACACAGCCCCUACCACAGCAGGUCCAGACACAAGUCCUCCUCCAACCCAAGCAGCAGUUGCAGACGCAGCUUCUGCCCCAACAGCAGGUCCAAGGCCAGCUCCAGCAGGUCCAAGGCCAGCUCCAGCCGGUCCAAGGCCAGCUCCAGCCGGUCCAAGGCCAGCUCCAGCCGGUCCAAGGCCAGCUCCAGCCGGUCCAAGGCCAGCUCCAGCCGGUCCAAGGCCAGCUCCAGCCGGUCCAAGGCCAGCUCCAGCCGGUCCAAGGCCAGCUCCAGCAGGUCCAAGGCCAGCUCCAGCAGGUCCAGUUCCAGUCCCAGCCCCACAUCCAGGUGAUCCCCCAGACCCCCCAGCAGCAGGUGGCGGUCCAGCCCAAACUGCAAGUCCAGUUCCAGCAGCAGCAGCAGACCCAGAGCCCGCUGCAGGCCCCCCAGCUCCAGGUGCAGUCCCCCCUCCGGCACCAGCUUAUCAGCGUGCCGGGCCUCCAGCAGCCCGUCCAGCUGCUGUCCGCCCUGCCGCCACACGUAGCGGCCCAGAUCCAGGCCCAGAUCCAGGCCCAGAUGCAGGCCCAGGGCGGGGCGGUGCCCCAGCAGAUCAAGCUGCAGCUCCCAAUCCAGAUCCAGCAGCCGGGGGGGCAGGUCCAGACCCACCAGAUCCAGAACCUGGUGACCAUCCAGGCCCAGGCCAGCGUGGUCCCCAGCCCGGGGGAGCUGGGCCGGCUGCAGCACCAACCGCAGCCACAACAGAACCAGCUCAAUCAACAGCAGCAGAACCAGCUCCAUCAACCACAGCCGCCGCCCAAGAAGAAGAAGAACGAGAGCAAAAGGGAGCAGAGAGAGCAGGCCCUGCUAGGCUCCAGCCCCGCAGACAGCCUCAGCAAACAGGCGACGGUGAAGCAGACGGCCUCGGAGCAGCAGAAGCAGAGGAAGAGUCUGGCGGCGGCGGAGCGUGAGGAGAACCACAGGAUGAUGGUUUGCAACCAGGUGAUGAAGUUCAUCCUGGACAAGAUGGAGAAGGACGAGAAGCAGGCGGCUAAGAAGAGGAAGAAGGAGGAGGUGGUGGAGCAGAAGCGCUCCAAGCAGAACGCUACCAAGCUGACGGCGCUGCUGUACAAACACAAGGAGCAGCUGAAGGCCGAGAUCCUGAAGAAGAGGGCGCUGCUGGACAAGGAGCUGCAGCUGCAAGUACAGGACGAGCUGAAGCGGGACAUCGUCCGGCUGCAGAGGGAGAAGGAGAAAGCGCGGGCGGCCAUCACGCAGGCCGCCGCCGCCGUCGCCAAGGCAACGCCUCGCCCCGCCCACCCCCUGACGUCGCCCCCGCCCCCGUCUUCAUCACAACCCCCCGCCCACUCCUCCCACAAACGCAAGCGGGAGGAGGAGCGGAGCCGGGAGAGAGACAAGCACCGCGAGAAGAGCAAGAAGAGGGACAAGGAGAGGGAGAGAGACCGGCCCCCGGAGAGAGACCAGCCCCCGGAGAGAGACCGGCCCCUGGAGAGGGAGAGACCCCCCCCGGACAAGGAGAGACGCUUGGACAAGGAGAGGCCCGCGGAGAGGGAGAAGGAGAAAGACAGGCCCCCCGAGAGGGAGAGGGAGAGAGACAAGCAGCGGGAGAGACCGCGGGACAAGGAACGGGCGGAGCGGGACCCCCUGAAGCACAAGAAGAAGAAGGGACUCUCGGCCUCCAGGGACCACAAGAAGGAGGCCAAGCUGUACUGCCUCUGCAGGACGCCCUACGACGAGGCCAAGUUCUACAUCGGCUGCGACCUGUGCUCCAACUGGUUCCACGGCGUGUGCGUGGGCAUCACGGAGAAGGAGGCCAAGAAGUUGGAGGACUUUGUGUGUCCGGGCUGCAGGCGGGGCCAGCAGGGGGGCGCUGCUGCCGACACAGGAAGCUUUCCCGAGGCCGCAGGAAGUGGGACGGAGGCGGGAGACGGGCCCAAGGUGGGAAGCUGUCCAGAGACGGGAAGUGCUCAGGAGACAGGAAGUGCCCCCGAGAUCGUCGUCGUGGUGGAGGAAGUAGGCGGCGGCCAGGAGCUGUACUGCAUCUGCCGGACGCCAUACGACGAAACACAGUUUUACAUCGGCUGCGACCGCUGCCAGAACUGGUACCACGGCCGCUGCGUGGGCAUCCUGCAGAGCGAGGCCAACCACAUCGACGUGUACGUGUGUCCGCAGUGCCAGUCCACCGAGGACGACAUGACGGUGCUCACCCCGCUCACCGACAAGGACUACGAGGGGCUGCGCAGGAUCCUGCGCUCGCUGCAGACUCAUAAGAUGGCGUGGCCCUUCCUGGAGCCGGUGGACCCCAGCGACGCCCCCGACUACUACCGCGUCAUCAAGGAGCCAAUGGACCUGGCCACCAUGGAGGGCCGGCUGCAGCUCCGUCACUACCGCAAGCUGACAGAGUUUGUGGCGGACGUGACCAAAGUGUUCGACAACUGCCGCUACUACAACCCCAACGACUCGCCCUUCUUCCAGUGUGCCGAGGUCCUGGAGAGCUUCUUCGUCCAGAAGCUCAAGGGGUUCAAAGCCAGCAGGUCUCACAUCAACAAACCACAGCCCGCCACCACCGCUUAGAACACACACACACACACACACACACACACACACACACACACACACACACACACACACACACACACACACACACACACACACACACACACACACACACACACACACACACACACACACACACACACAGCAUAGAAAAAGCACUUGCCAAGAAUGCAGCUUUUGACUGAACUUUGGUCCGGGCGGGGCGGCGAGAGUGUGGGGGGGGCCGUGCUCGCUGCCCCCCCCCCUCCCCUCACCUGUUCUUCCCGGGGAACGUCGGGAAUACCAGUCGUUGGGGCACGUUGGGGCCUCAGGAACUAUCUCAGAAGAAGAACGAAGAAAAGACAUUUAGAACAAAGACUCCUAAGGAGUUCUUUCAUUUCCAUGUAGUUUUCUUCUUUUUUAUGUUAUCACUUUGUUUUCUAUCAUUGACGGUUGGGAGGCGGGACUCCAUGCAGAGUCUAGCGGAACACGGAUGCUCAUUGGCUGUUGGACCCUGAAUAUGGCCCGCAGGUUUCCUAUUGGUUGCGCCUGGAAAGCUUAAUGACACGGAAACAUUGACUAAUAAAGAUAUGCUUUGCAGUAUGUUGAAGAAGACACUAUGUGUAUCUGAAGGUAUCAUGCCCUGUUUGUAUAAAAACAAAUGUCCCACUUUGAAUCUUCUUUUUUUUUGUAUUACCGUUGAAGAAUAUUGAUGUAUAUGGAACAUAAUAAACUGAAAUGUCCUAUC
Messenger RNA from Gadus morhua (Atlantic cod), 11242 nucleotides. It is a transcript of the gene bptf, whose product is annotated as bromodomain PHD finger transcription factor. The record is from RefSeq and is a predicted model, not a curated record. Gene Ontology annotation, biological process: regulation of transcription by RNA polymerase II. Gene Ontology annotation, cellular component: NURF complex. Gene Ontology annotation, molecular function: RNA polymerase II cis-regulatory region sequence-specific DNA binding. The coding region runs from base 229 to 10533 and encodes 3434 amino acids. NCBI's taxonomy places the organism in Eukaryota, Metazoa, Chordata, Actinopteri, Gadiformes, Gadidae. The transcript has 31 exons.